AUGGCGCUGUCAGCAUCAUCAGAUGCGACUGGCCACCAUAUUGAGGCUGGUCCCUCUCUGUUGAUCGCUGUGCCUUCAGAGCCACUCUCCAUCCGAUACGCAUGCCACUUGGAACAGCCUGAAGGCGCCUCGUGGUUUGCGAGCCCCGAUAAAGCGACAUCGACUUUGACUCGUCACAACGAUAGAUAUGGCAGCUGCGCUCAUCAGACACUUGCAGAUAGUUACGCGGAGACGCUGUGGCUUGGAGAACAUCACACUGGCCUCGCGCACUUCCUCAACUGCAUCGACCGACUGAGAUCUUCGCAUGACGUGGACGAUGUUCUGCUGGGCCUGUGCCAACUGAUCAGAUCCAAUAGCACCAUCACACGGAGACAUCGAGACUUGGCUCAUAGACUGCUGCCUGAUCUCGACAGUCAUGACAACCUGCCUGCAACGGCCAUGCUCGAGCUGCCAGAAUAUGAAAUCGCGCUCGCUCAGCGUGUUGCAGGCUUAUCUGCUUCGGGCCUCAGAUCGACAGGUCUGGACUCGUUGCGCGAGCGCUGGAUAUCCUCCAUGGAAAGCCGAGAGAUUCAACUGCAGAUUCUGAUCACCAUGUGCCUGUUGCAUAUCGUCUCGCAGGAUCCCAGAGCUUUGGAGACCGCUCGCGCUCGCAUUCGCGGAGACAGCUUUUCUGUGCCCUUAACAGGCACUCUGGCGAAUUCCCAGGUGGCUACUACUGCUGACCCGGAAAGCGAACAGCCUCGCAAACGAUCACGAAAGCUUGAAAAAGCAAAACGAUGGAGAGGCACCCGUCCACACUCCGGUUCGAGCGAUGCCUUCGCGUGGAACCAGCAAGUUCGAAAGCGCUUUGCAACCGACUCGUCACAUGACGACAUCGACAACGGAGAGGCCGAGGUGCUUGAAAUGGAAGGCGAAGAGGUGCUCGCGGUAGACCACCUGAGCAAGAGGCUGGAAGCGCUUGUGGACAUUCUGUGUCUCAGGCAAGUUGCGGCCGGUGUUGGUUCAGAGAUCGCCGACCUGCUCUCAGACUUCGGCGCAGAGACAAUCGAGCCUGAUAAGCAAGGUCAAUCAGCACCCAAAGCCAAGGGAACAUUGUUUGGCUCGUCGUUGCGCAAGCUGGUCGAGGAGGACGAUAUGGACGACGCGCAAUGGCUGUGCUCGAGAGUGGUGGAACCGCAUUUCGAAGCGAGUCUGCCUCGACAAUGCUCGUUGUUCAGAAGCAAGUGCUUCGUGUCCCUCCAAUCGCGAACACCCGCGCGGCCGACAGCCAAGAGUGCGCGCACUACCACCUCGGCUGGCUCACCACCCAUGCGAGCUGCCAAGAGGAGCGCAAGUGUAGCGACGGCGGCAGCAGCACCAACAGCAGCGGCAACAGGCGUCGGCAACGUAUCGAUUGGGGGUGCAGGGUUGUCAGAUGUGCUCGAAAAGGAGCAGGCUGGUAGAAGGGUCAAGCGAAAUAUUUUGGCGGAACGAUCGAGUAUGCUGGGACGAGGUCGAGAAGUGGACAUGGGCCGGAGAUUAUCUCGCAGCGUCAGUGCAACUUCUGGGCCAGGGCAUGAAGUGCGAGCUCCGACGGGCGUCUUCUCGAGGAGCACCACCAAUGCUGCGUCCACCCCACCCACUGGCGUGAUCAACGCAAAUGCUCUCAAACUAGGGAGCAGCCUGGAGAAAGGCCACAAGAUUGGGCGAUACGCAGCGCAAGGGGGGGAGAAUGUGGCAAGCAGCCAGCAGAUGCACUCGCCUGCACUUGCUGCGAUGGCUUCGUUUGCAUCGCCUUUUACAUCCUCAGCAUCGUCGUUUUCAGGCCAGGGGUCGAAGCGGCUGCUGGUGAUGUCGACACCACAGAAGCAAGCGGCGCACAAGGUACACAACAUGGACCAUCUGUCUCAGCUGAACAAGCCAAGGCUCGUGUUUCCUGGCAGCAGUCUGGUGAUGGAGUCACCUACGCAAACGCAGGAUGGAUCGCAGCUGCUAGGAGCGAGAUCACGGAUCGCAGAGCGUUGCGCCUCGUUUGCAGGACGUAGCAGCUUUGCGCUCGAUCGGUCGCCUUCACCUGUAGCCUUUCAUUCUGACGCAGACGACUGA
Sporisorium graminicola is the source of this 2085-nucleotide messenger RNA. RefSeq lists its product as uncharacterized. The record is from RefSeq and is a predicted model, not a curated record. The transcript has 2 exons. Bases 1 to 2085 code for a protein of 694 amino acids. NCBI's taxonomy places the organism in Eukaryota, Fungi, Basidiomycota, Ustilaginomycetes, Ustilaginales, Ustilaginaceae.